This is a messenger RNA of Miscanthus lutarioriparius, 1005 nucleotides long. Lineage: Eukaryota; Viridiplantae; Streptophyta; Magnoliopsida; Poales; Poaceae. The record is from the annotation of a GenBank genome assembly.
AUGGCCAGCGUAGCCCCAAGUCCCACGCAAACCAGCCAUGUCUCACGGCCGACGAUCCCUAGAGGCCUCGUGCCCGUGGCCGUGCUUCUCGCCGCCGCCGUAGGCCUCCUCGCGCUGCUGCCGUCGCUGGCCCAGGCGGUGUGGGAGGUGCCGCACCUCUUCCUCCUAGGCGCCGUCAUCUCCUUCGGCGUCUUCACGCAGAGGAACAACGCCGCCGCCGGCGGCAGUGCCAAUAAUAAUGCCGCCAGCGCCAAGGACAGCUCGCUGGCGUGGAACGCGCGGUACCACCCCGACGACCCCCUCGUCGUGAUCGCGGAUCAUCACGCGGUGCCGAGCGACGACGACGACGGCGACGACGGGCUGGAAGGCGCACGGGAGAGGCCGCUUUCCCUGCCGGUGCGGAGGCUGAAGCCUGCGGCUGCGGCGCAGGAGUCCGAAACCGUCGGCGACGCCAGCUAUGAUGGUUUGGGCGAAGAGACGGAUAGCUGUGCGUCGUCGUCAGGGUUUUGGGCCGGCGCGCGCGCCGUCCCUUCGCCGCCCUCUGUUCUCGACGCCGACCUGGACUUUUCUCCGUGCUCACAGCCACAGUCUGAACGGCCGUUCUUUGUCCAACACAGCGCCAACAAGUCCCGUGGUGCGUCCAAUGCCGUGACGGAGACGGCGCCCACGGUCCCGAGGGGCUUCGUCCAGGGGUACCAGUACCAUCCUUCGGUGCCCGGCGACCAGCCGUUGAGCGACGACGGCGAGGUUACCGACUGGGAUGAGGACGCCGCCGACGGGUCCGAUGAGAUGACACCCGUGUCGUCGUCGGAAACGUCGGUCCGUGGCGACUUCGCCGCUUGUGCCAGUGACCACAACGACGGCGACGGCGACGACACGUCUGUGGAUGAAGAGCUUUUGAAGCUGGCGGCGAAGGCGGGGCCGGACGGGGAGGAGGAAGUGGACAGGAAGGCCGACGAGUUCAUCGCCAAGUUCAGGGAGCAGAUCAGGCUCCAGAGGCACUAG